This is a messenger RNA of Polychytrium aggregatum, 425 nucleotides long. RefSeq lists its product as uncharacterized. The record is from RefSeq and is a predicted model, not a curated record. The coding region runs from base 43 to 291 and encodes 82 amino acids. The transcript has a single exon. Lineage: Eukaryota; Fungi; Chytridiomycota; Chytridiomycetes; Polychytriales.
CAACGACCAAAGCCCGUUUUUUUAUUGGAUUGACGGUAAUACAUGGGCCCCUUUCUUCUUCUCCCUUUGGUAUGUGCAUGGCGUUCGGCCCACUGGGCGAGUUUGAAUCUGGAGAAUGGUUGGCAGUAUCAGGUUGGAAUUGCAACAGCGAUCAUUGAAUCAUUGAUGGUUGCGGAAUUGCAAGAGCGACACGAGGCGAUUGCAUUGCUGCCAAACUGGCGUUGGCAUUGUGGGAUGCCAGUUUUGCUGGUGUUGCGUCGAUUACGGAGGACUUGGCUCGGCAGUCCCUAGAGGUCUUCUUCUAUCAAGAGCCAAGGUUGGAUCUUGGUCCAGCAUCACUUUGGCAAGCCAGGUCCAUUCGCACUCUGAAAGGACUGGGGAUCAUGACAUUGGAGUCGAUCCGUGAGGUUGUAGAGUCGAUUGGC